GUAGGGAGAGCAGCCGAGCGCUCUAUUGACGCCAUGGAAAGGGGGGAAGAAGAGCAAAAUCAAACUAGAAUUCCCAAAAAACGGAUAAAGUUGCAAGAAAUCGUGGAGAAGGGGGAAGAGGAUCGAAUCAGUGGGUUGCCGGAUUGUUUGCUUCUAGAAAUCCUAUCGCGUUUACCCUCCACAGUAGGCGCCAUUAGAACAGGUACUCUCUCUAAACGAUGGAAUCAUCUCUGGACUUUGCUUCCUACUCUCAUUUUCAAAGAAAUUGAUGAUAAUCUCCUGUGGUCCAAUUACAUUAUGUUCGUCGACCAAACCCUAGCUCAAUGUAGCGGAUUGAAGCUCAAGAAAUUCCUAGUGUCUGUCACUUAUGAUACUCAAUCUGAAUCUCGAAUCAAAACUUGGAUUCGUUAUGCUAUAAAUCGUAACGUUGAAGAGCUUAAUUUAGCGCUAUGGAAUUACGAAGCCGGAGUUGGGUUUCUAUUAGAUCAGUUUUUCUUCAUCAACUCAUGUUUUACUAAACUGACAUUAAGAGGCUGCAUACUGGAUACAACUGGGGCGAUUGGUUGGAAAAAUCUUAGGAGUUUGUGUAUUUGCUUUGCAUAUUUAGAUGAAGAUUUGAUUGAAAACAUAUUAUCUGGUAGUCCUGUAUUGGAAACUUUGGUGUUGAGAUAUUGCCAUGGUUAUAGACACCUUGAUAUUACUUCAAAAAGCGUUAAGAACUUGGUGUUCCAUGGAUACAACAUGCUUCCUGAUGCUUUAAGCAAUAUUAUUGAAAUCAAUGCUCCUAAUAUUUUAUCACUAACAAUCCAAGGUAAUUUGAUGUCGUGGAAGCUUUUGUUGGUAAAUGUGUCUUCUUUAGUUGAAGCUAACUUAGAUUAUACAAAGAUUAGGCAAUACAAGAUAACACAUGAAGAAGAGAUGUUGAAAGGAUUUAUAGUAAAACUUCGCCAUGUCAAGGAGCUUAAAAUUGGGGUUUUAUGUUCUGAGGUUCUUUCUUGUUUGGAAGCUAAAGGUUUCAUUUUUCCAUCAAAUAUGAAGUUUCCAGUUGUCAUUCAUGAUGAUUGGCUGGAGUCAGAUGAUUCUGUUGAAAGUGGAAAUAGGGAUUUGCUCUUGCAUGAUCAUUGUCCCAAAGAUGAUGAGGUUAAUUUAUUGUCGAUGCUUUGA
Messenger RNA from Lactuca virosa, 1164 nucleotides. NCBI's taxonomy places the organism in Eukaryota, Viridiplantae, Streptophyta, Magnoliopsida, Asterales, Asteraceae. The record is from the annotation of a GenBank genome assembly.